This is a messenger RNA of Kalmanozyma brasiliensis GHG001, 714 nucleotides long. RefSeq lists its product as uncharacterized. The coding region runs from base 1 to 714 and encodes 237 amino acids. NCBI's taxonomy places the organism in Eukaryota, Fungi, Basidiomycota, Ustilaginomycetes, Ustilaginales. The record is from RefSeq and is a predicted model, not a curated record. The transcript has a single exon.
AUGCCGUCCUCCCUGCCACCCUUGAUUGAGGCCUUGAGCAUUGGCGCCACCUUUGGUGACUCUCCCGAGUCCUUGCAGCCUAUGCUCGAGGUAUUGAACCUUGGGCACCCUUUCGGCGCUUCGGCAGGAGCUGGCGUCGGUCUCGAGCAAGUUGUUGGCCAGCCGGACUCUCAGAGCCUCGGCAAUCACACAGCCAGCGCUGCGUCAGCGACUCCCACCACCGCUACUCACAUCAAGGCAGAGAAGGCAACCGAAGCUUCGGACAUCGCUGGCGCUUCCAUGCAAGCUAUCGGAUCAGACUCUCCUGCAAGCAGCCCCAGUAUUGGCGCUUUUCUCGAACAUCUCCACAGGCUUCUCGAGCGAACAUCGUCCGUCUCGCCAGAAGACUUCUUUCGGGAACUCCAGCCGGCGUACGCCCGGCUCAUUUCCAACGUUUUGAGCCGUUGCCAGAUUCGCGAAGGCUUAAUGUCCGACACAAUUGGCGCUUCCGGUGAAAAGUUGCAGCUUGUUGCUCCUCCAGCAGAUGUGCUGCCGAGCUACAAGACUUUUCUGUCGGAUCUAAUCGAUGAUUUGGAGGACGCGAAAAAGCUGUCAGAAGCCGAAGUCGAGCUUGCCAAGCUCCGUAUCAGUAUUCGGUAUCUGGAGAGCUAUCAUGAUCUCUUCGCUCCCGCUGAUUACUCUCGCAGACGGUUGAAUAUCUCUGCGGAGCCUUGA